GAUAUUCUACAAUUCUCUUCUUAUAGUUUUGCUUCGAUUUUGUAGGGGGUGGGGCUUAUGUUUGUCUCUCUCCUCCCCAACCCCCAAGACGGGGCUGAACCCCACCUCUGGGCGCUGCAGGGAGAGGCUUCCCAGGAAAUUCGGUGGCUGAGAGAGGGGUGGCUGCUUCCAGGAGGGGGAGCAAGGCAGGGAAGACGGGAGGAGGAACCGAAAGGGGCCACAGAGGCGAGCUCUAAGGCGCCUUUUUAAGCUGGGAGGAGAGGUUUAAGCCAGGGGGCUGGGAAAGAGAGGAUGGGGUGUCUGAGCUUUGGGGCGCUGGUAGAAGCUGGUUGCUACGGCCUCUGUGGGUUUGUGCCCCUCCCCCUCCCACCACCCCUCCCUUGUUCCGGCCUCCCCCGGUUGCCCCCAUGCAGCUCUCUUGCCCGGUGCGAGUUUCCAGUAUCGUAUCAGUGGUUUCCCGGCAGCGUUGGCACGAGGGGCGGUGGUACUAAGGGACGUCCUGGUCUCUGGAGGGCCUGGAAUCUCCGCAGAGGCCAGCGAGGGUGAGGAGGUGGCUAGAGAGACACAGAAAGAACAAUUCACAGAGAAAUACUCAUUAUCUCCCUUCGGAGACAUUUCUGAAAUUAAAGGGCUAUGGGUGGAGGCACCCAAAUAAAGGGAGAGCCCCCCAGGAAGCCUUCCUGAGAAUGCCAGGUCUUUCGCCACUCCCGCAGGAGGGAGCCUCGCUCUGCAGGGAGACAAUUUUGUGGUUUUUAAUGCGGUAGGUUACAGCGUGUUGGUUUCUGUGCAAUAUUGAUUCUAAUAUUUGUGUCUAUUGGUAUGAGGUGUGUGGAUUUCGGUGCAGGAGAAAAGUGUGCAUCUGAUAUGGAAACAUUUCAAACUUUCCUGGAUCUAAAUGUGGUGAUUGUGAAGGAGCUGUUUAGCAUGUUGUUGUUUUAGGCUUGUAAAUAAGAAAAAAGAGAGAAAAAACAAUUAAAAGAAAAUCCCAUUAGGGGACCUGAAUGUAUCCAGACUGGAAAGCUGCCUGGCACUGAGCUCAGACACCUAGUCCUGUCCCUCCGGCGCCUGAUUCAUUCCCCAGCCAGGCCUCCUGGGGGGUGGGGGAGAAGAACCUUUGGGCGGGAGGCUGAGAUUCCUAAAGUAGCUGGUGGGGUGGAAGAAGGUGUAAGCUGCUAGGUGAGGACUUAAAAAUAGAGUGAGAGGGCUUCUGGGGAAGCUGUGAGUCUAGAGAUAAGUGUAUUUGGGCGCCAAGGGCAGGAGAGACUGUGAUUUAGUUUGGUUUGAAGGAAUAGGUAAUUGCUUUCCUCUUUUUAAAGACCAGAUGCAGAGCAUUCAGCCUCGGGCCUCUGUCUGCCUAGGGAUUAUGGGGUCUGGGCGUGUGUAGAGGGAUCCUGGACGUCUGUCUUGAGCUGGGAAGAGAGAGACGCAGCCACUUGUGGCGUGGAAGGGGGGCCCCUGGAGGCACAGGUAGCUGCCCUCGAAGCAGGCCCGGAAUGGGUGCCUGAAGCGCGCCGAGGGCGGCGCGUACCCCCGCCCUCGGCUGUGUAUCGAGAGAAGUUCUCGGUCAGCACCCACGGCACUCAGAGCCUAUUCUCAAAACGAAAAAUUUCGCAAACCCACCCAGACUAAAGGUCUUUUUCUCCUGUAGUCUUGGCGGGGCAUAAAUCAUCCCUUUGACAGUUUGCUCUGACCCAAAUUAUGCGGUUUGCUGCCAUCUACCGUCCGUUUGGAGACAUGCGGCUUUGGCUCCGCAAGCCCCGCGACACUGCCUGAACCCGGAGGCCCCGCCGCUCGUGUUCGGCGGGAUUCUGGGGGCUUCGGCCCAGAUUGUUGCUUUCUGCUGGAUCUUGGUUCUCGCCUGCCCGCGUGUGGAUUCAAGAACAAAUGUUCUCUCCCCCUUGGCAGCCGCAUCCCAGAGCCAAACCUAGCGGCUGGCUGGGGGAAGCGGCUUUUUCUAGGGUAUAUUUUAAAAGGACUAAUGCUGCAUCCCGCGGGCAGGCAGGGGGCCCUGAAUCAAAGGGUUGAGGGGAAAUCAGAAUGAGAGCCCUCUCCCCUCUACCCCAUCAAAGCGCAAGAGGGGAUCACCAGGGCCGCUAGGGAGAUACCAGGCCAAGACUGCUCAAGGUUUAUUUGGUUUUCUUUUCGGCCAAGGGUGGGGGCCAGCAGGGGAGGCGCCGAACCCGGCAGUUCCACUCGGUUGUCAAAAGACAAACCGGGUCUGUGUUCUCCGUGUUGGCUAGUGGGUCUUGCCAGUUUCUUGGCCGGUGAGUCUGUGGUGAAGGAAUUGAGCUGAGUUUUCGGGAAACUAUGGUGUAAGCAAGUGAGUGUGAGUCCCCUUCCCCAUUCCCGAUCGUUUCAGGCGAAAUCGACACAGAUAUGCUUUGGGGAAAAAAUGGGGAGUGGGAGUGGGGAUCAAUCAUUAAGGAACCAAGCCAUUGUAAUUUCCGUUCCUGCCGGACCCCUCACACCCGCUUAAGCCGACUGCUUUCCCAGAAGGGGGUGGCGAGGGCGGGGGUACGCGCCGCUGCCGCCGCCUUUGAAUAUUGGCCCCUGUCUCACGGGUUACUGAUUAGCUCGGGCUUUCAAGCUGCAGGAGGAAGCUCUGGUCGCUCCUUUCAAGGUGCUGUGGCCCCAGUUCCUGGGCGGGGGCUCCAGGAAAUUGCCUGCGGUGCCAGGCAGGCCGAGGUGUUACUAGGGUCUGGCUCGGAGUUGGAGGAGCUGCCGAGGUCGAGGGGCCCAGCGGUACUGGGAGCAAAUGCGGGGGCUGCGACCCCUCUAGGCUUCGGUGCCCCGAGAGUCUGGGCAGCAGGAGCAGUCCUUUCAGCUUUUCAGCAGAGAAUGAUUUUCUGGCGGCUAGAAGGCCAGCCCAGUGCGAGAGGCCCCAGGGGAGCACGCCUGAAAAGUCUUGGGCCCCUCGGAGGUUUUUUCUUCAGGCAAGCGAAGGACAGGUAGGGAGGGGAAGGCGGCUGGUACAGAGGGAUGAAACACUUCAGAGCUCUUAUGGUGCUGGUGCUGGUGGACCCAGGGAGAGGGAACAGAGCGCCACUGCUUCCCGGAACAGAGACGAUGUCGUUCAUUUGCAUAAUGGAAAUGAUGCUUUUGUGCCGCGAGUUGGACCAGCCAAUUUUAAGGCAAUGUCCCUACUAAACAGCUCUCAAAGGUUGGGAGUGGCCACACUGCUCCCCUGGGAACAUUAAUGUUCCCCAAACCCAGAGAAACACACAGAAUCCAGGGGAAGAACUAGGUUGAGAUGUUUUAAUUCACCCCACCCCAGCCAGGGUUGAGAGUGGGGUGGGGGAAGGUGUCCACAGCCCAAAGAGCUGGGUGUGGGGGGGGGGAGCUUGGCAGAUGAGAGGAAAUAGAAAGCCUGGACAAUGUCUCAAUCCCCCCUCCCCUACACAUACCUACUGGCAAAUACCCUCCCUGAGGUUACCGGUAAAGGAGACUUUUACUUCCAAAUUGAACACAACUUAGACAUUUUCCUGGGAGCUGGAAUGUGUGUACCUCCACAAGACCACAGAUUCACAGCUCAGAAAAUUACAACUAUAAAUCCUGCCUGUGGGGUUUCUAGACAAUCCUCCUGUGCGUACUCCAGACUUGGUACAUAUUUAUAUCCACCUCUCCAUAUACACACUUUCUCCUUGAGCAGGGAGAGACACCCCGAACCAGCUGGUGGCUGUGCCUGCUGUGCAUUUACAUAUUUCCCCUUGAAGACAGAUCGACAACGGCAGUGGAUCGAACCACAGACAUAUUCUUAGAGAUCUGGCUCCAGAAACCAGGCGGCCUCUGGCUCAGCCCUGCCUGCCUGCUCUUUCUCCCAAACAAACGGAUCAGACGAAUAAACGCUCAUAAAUACCUCUGGGCUUAGAUAAGAGCGAUGAGGCGCUAUUUCCUUUCAUGCUGGACUCCAGGCGCCCAGGCCCUGCUUUUGCGGCUCCAUCUCAUGACAGGCAACCUGCAGAGGUGAGGUUAAUUUGGGGGUAUAGCUCUAAGGAUAAGGAGAUUAUUUCAUGCUUCUAUCACAGGGAAAAUCUUCCUCCCUCAUUGGAUCUUGUGUCAUCCAGGCUUCACAGGAAAGCCCACACCUUUCAGUCUUAGUAUGAAGACAUUGUGGCCAGAGAGGAGGCAGGGUGGGCUGAGGCCUAAGGCCCGGCCUCCGUGGCAAGGAGGAGGGAGAUACACAAGGCUCUCUCCCACCUUGCUCCUCCUGCCCAAAAGUUUCCUGUUCCUCUGUAGAAGUGGGCCUAAUCACAGCUAGAUUGGAUCACUUGUGACUCCAUUAUUAGGAAGCUUGAGUUUAUUUUCUUAAAUCUCGACAAAAUCCCGAUAGAGUCAGGGUAGGAAGUAGUUGAUGGGGCAACCAGGAAUAGCCACUUAGCCAUGAAGGUACAGCCCAGAAGUUGUCCUAAGCUCAGGGAGCUUUGUAAGCCAUUUUGCAAGCAACCAAGUUCCCACCCUUGGUCACCAACCUCAGCCCUCUACCACUUUUCCUAGUGUCUUGUGCCAUCUUCAGUGGGCAGAACUGGCCCACAAAAAGGAGCCCAGAGAACAAAUCAGAGGAGGGUCAGCCUAGCCCUUUCAUCAUCAGAUUUUGUCCCACACCCUGGCCUUUUCUUUGUUCCAGGUCUAAAGGUUGUCACCCUUUACUGCCUGGCCUCCAUGUGCACAUUAUAAUGUUAAAACCACACUGUGACUCAGGCUUCCAGCCUGGCUCUAAUACUCAUUUUCCUUAGAUGAAGGAGAAAGAGAAUGUCGGAGAUGCACACCGUCUCUUGCACCAAAGCUUGUAGACAGCAAGCUGGUGAUACAAACACGAGUUAUAGGAGGGGUUGCAGAGAUGCUGAGAGACAGACAGAAGGGUGGCAAGUAUCUGGAGAGGGGAUGCAGAAUGAUACGUUGUAAGCUGCCUACUGAGACCUCAGGAGGCCCCCCCCAUAAAACUGAACAAAACUCAAGUCUUGAGAAAGAAUUAAUUUUAAAAAGAACUGCCAGCUUCUAGAGAGACCUGAAAAGGAGUGAGGGCCCCCUCUCUUCCCUGUGUUCUCUGAUUGCCUCCUAUAUCAGGAGGGUUUGAGGACCUAGAACUGGAGAGGGAAAAAUUUCUUCCCUGUACCCAGACUUACUGAAACAUCUUUGAUUCCUAAGAUUCUGUCACCCAGCGUAUUCUAAUGUCUUUUGGGGAAGGAGGUGGGAUGGAGUGAGGGUUGCAGGCAAGAUAGGGGUCAGACAAACUUAGGCUGGGGGAUGUCUCUCCCCCUACUCUCCCUAUCCCCAAGUGAAGAGAGGACUAGUCCCUCUUCCCAGUGCCCCCUUCCUGUGCCAAGACCAAGCAGUACAUACUAGAACCAGGUAAGACGUCUUGUGCAGCAGUGGCCGUAGCCUUCCCAGAAGCUCCUGGCCUAGCCGCACAGCUAGUGAGAGAAGCUUGGGCUCAGACCCUCCUCCCAAUUCUCGGCCUUCUGGGUCUUCUGGGCUGCCCCUCAGACCAUAAGAGUUGGUGGAGAAGCAGAAAUAAUAAACCCAGGCUUGGAGGAGACACAGUAGAUCUGAGAAACAGGAAAAACGGUUUUCAAAACCCGAGGAGAGGGUUUCAUCUUCUUCGCGUCUCUUUCUGAAAACGAUGCUAAUCAGCGGAGAACUCAUCUCUCCUCUAUCAACACAAAACCCGAGAAACAAGCCUUCUCCUUUAGUUCUCUCCUAAGGAGAUUGAGGUUCGAGAUUUGGAUAUAUUUACCCACCUUCCCUAGAGGGAAGGGGCUCAAGCAACGCAGGGGUUAACUUUUCUGAAAACACAAUUAACUUUUCCCUAUCCUGCAUGGGGAGGGGAGGGAUAUAUUUAAUCACUGGAGGAUGGGGUGGUCUCAAUCGAAGUGCUCCCUCCUCUCGCAAGACGCCUCUUUCGCAGAUCCUACGUAGGUGGAAGGGGAAGCGUUAUGCUGUUGGGGAGAGAGAGAAAGCAGAAGGAGAAGAAGGAGGGGGGAAAAAAGGUUGAUAGGUUUGUGCGCGGGUCCCUCGCGCGGGCUGCGCUCCUCCUGGGUGCUAUUUGACAAUUCCUGCCUCUGCCAUUGGUCAGUGUUGGAUCAGAUGGUUGUAUUUCCUUCUGGCCCUCACUGGCACCUCGCCAUCCCCCCUCAGCUAAAACCCAAUCUCAGAUAUACUACUAAUAGGCGCGGCGCUCGGACUAUAAAACACAACAAAUCAUAAACCCGGCGGAGCAGCAGCGGCCGUGCGCGCCUCCCCUCCCAAUGAGUUCCUAUUUCGUGAACUCCACCUUCCCCGUCACUCUGGCCAGCGGGCAGGAGUCCUUCCUGGGCCAGCUCCCGCUCUACUCGUCGGGCUAUGCGGACCCGCUGAGGCACUACCCAGCGCCCUACGGGCCCGGGCCCGCCCAGGCCUCAGCAUCUCCUUUCUGCGUAACAGGUUCCUCCUUUGGGCCCAGCGGCCGGCGAGGCCGCCAGACCUACACGCGCUACCAGACGCUGGAGCUGGAGAAGGAGUUUCACUACAAUCGCUACCUGACGCGGCGGCGGCGCAUUGAGAUCGCGCACGCCCUAUGCCUGACCGAGCGGCAGAUCAAGAUCUGGUUCCAGAACCGGCGCAUGAAGUGGAAAAAGGAGAGCAAACUGCUCAGCGCGUCUCAGCUCAGUGCCGAGGAGGAAGAAGAAAAACCAGCCGAAUGAAGGCGCUGAAAGGGUGGUGGUUGUGGGGGACGCAAAGGGAGAGGCCUCUGGGGAGCCGAGGGCAUCCGAGAGCCUCGAGAAGGCUCUGCGGGCGGGGGAGCCUGGGGAAUUGCUCUCCUGAGCCCAACAGGCGGGGCCCAGCGCUCUCCCGGACCCCCGCCCGCAGAUCUGUCGCUGGGUGCUGGGAGGCCAUGCUGCCUGAGCCCACCCAGCACCCCAGCGCCCCCUCCAUCCCUGCGGAACCGCCUCAGCCCGAACAGGCUCCCCUGUGAGAACUGAGGACCGGACUCACUUGAUGUUUCCUGGAAGCAGAGCAGAAUGCUCUUGUCCGUGUCGCGUCUCAUUUCUUCCAUGUCCCCGGUGCACGGUUCAAUGGUAGAUUCGCAGUUUCCUCAGCGGGGGGGCUCGAAGACUCCCUGACCCCAGACCUCUCCCAUUCCCUCCCCAAAGCCACUGGAAGGAGCACAUACUACCUAGAAGUAAGAAGAGGAGCCUCAGAAGAAAACAAAGUUCUAUUUUAUUAAUUUUCUAUGUGUUGUGUUUGUAGUCUUGUCUUAGUUCUGGACGUGAAAUACUUCGGUAAUAAUAUUAAUAUUAUUAAUAAUGAUAAUAAUAAUAAUAAAGAUGUAAAAACUC
Molecule: messenger RNA, 7316 nt
Organism: Vicugna pacos (alpaca)
Lineage: Eukaryota; Metazoa; Chordata; Mammalia; Artiodactyla; Camelidae
Source: RefSeq, a predicted model, not a curated record